This is a messenger RNA of Aspergillus nomiae NRRL 13137, 1425 nucleotides long. Its product is annotated as mitochondrial processing peptidase. The record is from RefSeq and is a predicted model, not a curated record. NCBI's taxonomy places the organism in Eukaryota, Fungi, Ascomycota, Eurotiomycetes, Eurotiales, Aspergillaceae. The transcript has 6 exons. Bases 43 to 1425 code for a protein of 460 amino acids. Gene Ontology annotation, cellular component: mitochondrion. Gene Ontology annotation, molecular function: metal ion binding; metalloendopeptidase activity.
AUCCCUCCCCUUCCCUCCACAUCCACCUUAAUUCUUGUCACAAUGGCCUCCCGGCGCCUAGCAUUCAAUUUCAACCAGGCUCUCCGGAGCCGGGCUGCUCUGAAGUCCAUCCAGCCCGUCAAGCGAGGCUUCUCUUCCCCGGUCACCCUCCCAUCCACCACCCAGUCGACCACCCUCUCUAACGGCUUCACGAUCGCUACUGAGUACUCCCCAUGGGCCCAGACCUCGACUGUUGGCGUGUGGAUCGAUGCCGGCAGCAGGGCAGAGACUGACAAGACCAACGGAACCGCGCACUUCCUUGAACACCUUGCUUUCAAGGGCACCAACAAGCGCAGCCAGCACCAAUUGGAGCUUGAGAUCGAGAACAUGGGCGCUCACCUGAACGCCUACACAUCGAGAGAAAACACCGUUUACUACGCCAAGGCCUUCAACAACGAUGUUCCCAAGGCCGUUGAUAUCCUCGCCGACAUCCUUCAGAACUCCAAGCUCGAGCCCGGUGCUAUUGAGCGUGAGAGGGACGUGAUCCUCCGUGAGCAGGAGGAGGUUGACAAGCAGUUCGAGGAGGUUGUCUUCGACCACCUUCACGCCACCGCUUACCAGAACCAGCCCCUCGGUCGCACCAUCCUCGGCCCCAAGGAGAACAUCCAGACCAUCUCCCGCGACAACCUGGUCGACUACAUCAAGACCAACUACACUGCUGACCGCAUGGUCCUUGUUGGUGCCGGUGGUAUCCCUCACGAGCAGCUCGUCCGCCUCGCCGAGGAGCACUUCGGCACCCUCCCCAGCAAGCCCCCUACCUCUGCCGCUCUCGCUCUCACCGCUGAGCAGAAGCGCACCCCCGAGUUCAUUGGAUCCGAAGUGAGACUCCGUGAUGACACCAUCCCUACUGCUCACAUUGCCCUCGCCGUUGAGGGUGUCAGCUGGAAGGACGAUGACUACUUCACUGCCCUCGUCGCCCAGGCCAUUGUUGGCAACUGGGACCGUGCCAUGGGCAACUCUCCCUACCUCGGCAGCAAGCUCAGCUCCCUCGUUGAGCACCACGGCCUUGCCAACAGCUUCAUGAGCUUCUCCACCAGCUACAGCGACACUGGUCUCUGGGGUAUCUACCUGGUCUCUGAGAACCUGACCGCCCUCGACGACCUCACUCACUUCGCCAUGCCUCAGCUCAAGGCUUCCAUCCUCCUCUCCCUGGACGGCACCACUGCCGUCGCCGAAGACAUUGGUCGCCAGAUCAUCACCACUGGCCGCCGCCUCUCCCCCGAGGACAUUGAGCGCACAAUCGGCCAGAUCAGCGAGAAGGAUGUCAUGGACUUCGCCAACCGCCGCAUCUGGGAUCAGGACGUCGCUGUGAGCGCCUUCGGCAGCGUUGAGGGUCUCCUCGACUACAACCGUAUCCGCGCGGACACCACCCGUAACACCUUGUAA